Molecule: messenger RNA, 1245 nt
Organism: Paramecium primaurelia
Lineage: Eukaryota; Ciliophora; Oligohymenophorea; Peniculida; Parameciidae
Source: the annotation of a GenBank genome assembly
AUGUAUUCAUUGAUCAGCUAUCCAUUUUAUUUUAAGUUUUUGUUUGCACCAAUAAUUGACUUGUAUUAAUUUUAAUUCCUAGGCAAACGAAAAAGGUAAUUGUUAAAAUUAAUAGAGUAUAGCUAUAUUUUACCAAUAAAUUUGUUAUUAUCAGUAAUACUUUUAUAUUUGUCGAGUAUUGACAUUUUAACAAAUUACUACAUUUUAUGGAUUUUAGGAUUAAUUUUGUGUUUAUUUCUUGGAAUUUAAGAUAUAGCAAUAGAUGGAUUAGCAACUGAUUUAUGUAAGUAAUAAGGAGAAAGUGCUGCAUUAUUAUAAAAUAUUGGAUUUACAAUAGGAAAUUCGUUUCUUGGAAAUUUCUUAUUUAUUGCAUUGUAUUCUUCACAAAAUUGCACACUUGAGACAUUCUUUAUGAUAUUAUCAAUAGUAGGAUUAAUAUUGACUAUUUUCUUGUAUCUAAAUUUGUGUGAGAAGGAGGAGGAAGUAAAGAGAGCAACUACUUUUUAAGACUUAUUGAGUGUUAUUAAAUCAUUUUUUAAAAACGAAAAUAUGAUCACAUAUUCAUUAUUAAUAUUCUUUGAAAGGUAAAUAUAUGAUUAAUAAUUAGAACUGCAUUGUCUUCAUUAGAUGCAACAUUCAGAUUGAAAUUAAUAUAAUUUAAUAUCAACAAAACUUACAUUUCUUUUAUUGAUACAAUAAUUUUACCAUUGAAAAUAGCAACAGGAUUAAUCUAUCACUAAUAUUUUUAUAAAUAUGAUUUUAAGUAUUAUAGUUUAUUUAAAUAUAUUUAGAUAUUAUGGAAACAUUCAAUAUUUGAGAUUAAUUUCUACAUUCUUUGCUAUUAUCACAUUAUUAUUGAUUGAUAAAUUUGAAUUGGAUGGGCCAUUUAGUUAUAUUGCUAUAUUCUUUUCAAAUAUGUGUUGGUGGAUUAUGUUUAAUAUUACAUACAUUGUUAGAGUAUUGGAUAUUUAAUUUAAAUUUAAGGGUAACUUCUAAAUGAAAAUAACUACUCCUGGAGUCGAAGCCACUACUCUGACUAUACUUAAUAGCAUCAGUCAAUUAGGUGUUAAGUUGGCAUUUUCAAUAAAUUUGAUUAUGGCCAAUUAUGUAAAUUAUUAUUGGUUGUUAUGUGUUGGAUGGAUCAUCCAUUUACUUUAUUGUUUUAGAUACUCAGAAAUCUACAGAAAUUUGUACAUGUAGCCCAUUCAAAAGUGGUAUUUAAAUAAAUAAAUAAAAUAAAUUUGA